AAGAGGUGUGAGAAGAGGAGGCAACAAGGGUCUUAGGAGAAGUUUAUGGUUAAACCAUCAUCUUUCUUUCUGAUAUCAUAUGGAAAACCACCAAAACCACGACCCAGACCAAGACCUAGAGAAGCAACGCCAACAUCAAACCUGGGGCACGUGGGAGGAGCUCUUGCUCGCGUGCGCCGUCAAACGCCACGGCUUCAAGGACUGGGACACCGUCGCCAUGGAGGUCCAGUCCCGCACCACCCGCCCCCACCUCCUCGCCACCGCGCGCCACUGCGAGCAAAAAUUUCACGAUCUCAGCCGCCGAUUUGCAAACGAAUGCAACGAUGACGUUCCUCUGCCUAAGCAGAACGGCGCCGCCGCCGGCGAAAACUCCGAUCACGUCCCCUGGCUCGACGAAUUGAAGAAACUCCGCGUCGCGGAGCUCCGGCAGGAGGUCGAACGUCGUGACUUCUCCAUUCUUUCGUUGAAGUUAGAAGUAAAGAGGUUAGAGGAGGAGAAGGGGAAAGAGAAUGACGGAAAUGAAGACGAGAAACCAGAUCCGGCGGUUCCCGGCAAGCAGCGGCCAGAAAAGGACAAAAUCGGCGGAGAACAAGAAAAGACUGAACCGGCCAAUUCCGAACCGGAGAUGCGCCGGCUCGAUGAGAGCACCACUAACACUGAUAAGUUAUUACCAACAACGGGUGACGAAUCAGACCGGGAAAACCAGUCGGUUAACGAGUCAAACUCCACCGGUUCGAGGUUCGAUGUAGCGAAAACCGAGGGUGAGAUGAAGUUAGAACCUGGACCCACCCCGGUUCAUGCUGGUCCGAAAGAACCGGAUCCGUCCGGGCGGAAGCCAAAACCGGUUGGAGAAGAAUCGAAUAACGGAAGCUACGAUACCACAACUAAAAUUCCAACGUGCGAGUCGGUGCCUCCGAGUGAGGAGAGGAAAGUGGAGGAGGACUCGUCCUUGCAUGACUCGGUGACUCACUCGGGGGAGGGAGGAACGAGGGAGAGCAGCGAGGUGCAGAGCUCUGCCAGCUUGACAAGAAAGAGGAAGGCGCGGCGGAGAAAGGAGGUUUCCGGCGGCGAUGGUGGCGGCGAGGUUGCGCCAGAGAGCGACGAGAUGGCAAUGAAAUCAGAACCGUUGGUUAGCGUGUUGGAGUUGAUCGUACGACAUGAACACGGCUCAUUGUUCGAGCGCCGUCUCGAAAGCCAGGAAUCGGAUAGAUACAAAGACAUAGUGCGACAGCACGUGGACUUGGAAACCAUACAAUUUAGACUCCAAAAGGGUUACUAUUCCUCCUGCACUAACGCAUUCUUCCGCGACCUCCUACUUCUCUUCACCAACGCCACCGUGUUCUUCCCCCAAGACUCCGUCGAAUCACUAGCAGCACGGAAGCUGCACCGCCUUGUCACCGUGGAGAUUAAGAACCACGGCCAAGCGCAAUCUGAGCCUACCCCUCAGAAGACUGACUCACCCCCUCCAAACCCACAACCAGCCAAACCAGAUUCUCUCCUCUCCAAGCACAAAGCGACUCCUAUAUUGGUUUGCCGCAAACGCAGUUCAAUCUCAGCCAAACCUUCCUUGGCCACCUUUGGCCAAAAGGGUGACCAACCAAUCAUCAAUGAGAAGAAGGAAAAACCACUUUCUGAUGCAAAACCACACUUGAAACCCUCUUCUUCUGAUACAGACGAAGAGGAGCCUCCCAAGGCCAAGGAAAAGCCAGUCACUGGAGCGAGAAGCCUGAGGAGAAGCAACAAGAAUAUCAACAGCAACCCUGGCAAUAAGAAACUACCCUCUAACACCACUCAUAAAGCAGGGUCCUCGGCGAACAAGCCAGCCGAGACACUGAAACCGGAGAAGAGCAAAGGAGAGGGGGUCCCAGACAAGAAGAGGAAUGCCGCCGCAGAUUUCUUGAAACGGAUAAAGCGAAAUGCCCCAGUGGAGACGCUGAGGAGUGGUGGUGGAGGAGGAAGUAGUAGCAGCAGCAGGGGUGGUGGCAGCAGCAACAGGGGUGGUGGAGGUGGUGUUAGUGCGAAAGAGCAAAAGAAAAUGGUAAAUAGUGGAAAAGGGGAUAAAGGGAAAGAAAGGGCUUCAAGGCAUAACGGUGGAGGAGUGUCAGGAGAUAAAAGGAAUAAGAAUAUUGAGAGCAACUCUCAAUCGAAGAGGAGUGUUGGGAGACCUCCAAAGAAGGCCGCAGAGACCAAUGCAGUUGGUGCGAAGCGUGGGAGGGAAAGUAGUGUUAGUGCGGGCAAGGAUAAACGACCCAAGAAACGUUCUAAGAAAUGAUUCGCAAGUUUUUUUUUAGGUCCUUUUUUUUUUCAUGUAUAUUAUUAUUGUCAAAGCAUGUUUCUAUAAUUUUAUGCUGCUAAUUUAUUGAUCAGCUGUAGCCUGUAGUCAGUUCUGGGGUAAAUGUAAUAGUGUUUUUUAUAUGGGCUAAACCUUGUAACAACCUUGUCCUUUUGUGGACUGCCUUUCUUGAUUUUUGUUUAAACAGGAAAGCAUA
This is a messenger RNA of Gastrolobium bilobum, 2489 nucleotides long. RefSeq lists its product as uncharacterized. Bases 80 to 2272 code for a protein of 730 amino acids. Gene Ontology annotation, molecular function: protein binding. The transcript is spliced from 3 exons. The record is from RefSeq and is a predicted model, not a curated record. Lineage: Eukaryota; Viridiplantae; Streptophyta; Magnoliopsida; Fabales; Fabaceae.